UAAAAAUCUCAAAAAUAUUGAAGGUUGGAACUACAGUUAGAGUUUAUGAAACGAAGUUUCAAUACCAGCUUUUAUUUUUGUUACUAAAUAAAAUUAAAAGUUUUUGAAAAUGAAACUGGAGAAGUGCAUCACGGAGACGAAUGUGAACCAGAACAUGUUGAACAUCAAGUACGCCGUACGCGGACCCAUCCUGGAGAGAGCGAUACAGAUUGAGAGAGAACUCGAGAAGGGGGUAAAGAAACCUUUCGAGCGCGUGGUGCGAGCCAACAUCGGCGAUUGCCACGCCCUGGGACAACCUCCCAUAACGUUUAUUAGACAGGUGUUGGCGUUGGCGGCGUGCCCAGCGCUGGCCAGCUCGCCGGACGUACCGGACGACGUGAAGCAGCGUGUCAAAGAAUUAUUGGAGGACUGCACGAAAGGCUCGGUUGGAUCCUAUUCCCCUUCUAACGGUCUCAACCUUGUGCGGCGAAGCGUGGCCGAGUACCUCGAAGCAAGAGACGGCGUGGCCGCCUCUCUUGAGGACGUGUACCUCGGCUCCGGCGCUUCUGACGUCAUCAAGGCAGUGCUCAGCCUGUUCGUGCAGGACGUCGACGGGAAACCCCCGGCGGUGAUGAUCCCGAUCCCACAGUACCCCUUAUUCUCCGGAACCCUCUCUGAGCUGGGCCUCCGUCAAGCCAACUACUACCUUGAUGAAGACAACGACUGGGCAAUACAGGUUCAGGAGUUGGAGAGAAGCUGGCGAGAGGCGAGCCGGCAGUGCCACGUCAGAGCCCUGGUGGUCAUCAACCCGGGCAACCCUACGGGACAGGUUCUCGCACGUGAAAAUAUGGAAGAAAUUAUAAAAUUCGCCUACGACCAUGAGCUUUUCAUAUUGGCUGAUGAAGUAUAUCAAGAGAAUAUCAUCAGCAAACCUUUCCAUUCGUUUAAGAAGGUGGCGCACGCGCUGGGCGAACCCUACGGCGGCCUGCCGCUGGCCAGCUUCGCCACGUGCUCCAAGGGCUGGGCGGCGGAGUGCGGGCUGCGCGCCGGCUUCGCGGAGGCCGUGCGCCUGCCGCGCGCCGGCCGGGCGGCGCUGGCGGCCGCGCGCGCCGUGGCGCAGUGCCCGUCCGUGCUGGGCCAGUGCGCGCUGCACUGCGUGAUGAAGCCGCCGGCGCCGGGCGAGGCGUCGCACGCGAGCUUCCGGCUCGAGGCGCAGGCCGCGCGGCGCCGCCUGGCCGCGCGGGCGCUCAGCGCGCACCGCGCAUUCAACAGCAUUCCCGGCUUGUCCUGCAACGCCAUCGAUGGCGCCAUGUUUGCUUUCCCUCGGAUCGAAAUACCAGAGCGGGCUCAAGUCGUGGCGGCCGAGGCGGGGCUGCAGCCGGACGAGUUCUACUGCUUGAGGCUGCUGGAGGAGACAGGAGUAUGCGUGGUGCCGGGCUCGGGGUUCGGGCAGCGGCCGGGCUCGUUCCACUUCCGCACCACCAUCCUGCACCCCCGGGCGGAGUUCCAGUACAUGCUGGAGUCCGUGCGGCGCUUCCACGCCGCCUUCCGGCAGUCGUACUCUUAAUGCAACCACGCCUCUAACAGUAUGAUUGUAUCUGUGAUAUUUCAGUUUUUGUUCUGAUCUUUGCAUAGCAUAAAACAAAGUCGCUCCGGU
Molecule: messenger RNA, 1636 nt
Organism: Pararge aegeria (speckled wood butterfly)
Lineage: Eukaryota; Metazoa; Arthropoda; Insecta; Lepidoptera; Nymphalidae
Product: alanine aminotransferase 1-like
Exons: 10
Coding region: 110-1546 (478 amino acids)
Biological process (GO): biosynthetic process
Molecular function (GO): L-alanine:2-oxoglutarate transaminase activity; pyridoxal phosphate binding
Source: RefSeq, a predicted model, not a curated record